AAAUUUUCGAAAUUUUAUAUCCGAAAAAGUCAUACCCCAUGUUAAUUUUUGGAUGUAAAAUUCGGAUGUAAAUUUACAUGGAGUAUGAUUUUUUUCUAUGUAAAUUUUCAAAUGCAAAAUUUCUCACAACUUUUUUGAAAGUUUGAUUGUGCUCCCUAACUCAAAAUCUAUGCGUUCGCCAUUGCUGGAUUGGACACCUAUAAAUGGAGAUGAAGAAAUAACUUUGGCCUACUGUUGCCUCACUCAUCUCAUCCAAAUCAAGCAAGCGAGAAGGAAAGUGACAAUAGCCUAGACGUUCCCAAGCUAAUUUUGCCACUGCCAAGAAGUUGGGUGUUACUUGUGUGAAAAUACGUUGCUUAUGCGUUUUCAUGAAGGACGCCGAGUCACGUCUGCUAUCAUAUGCCAUCAUCAUCUAGCGCCGCCAAUAGCCAUUCAGUUUAUAUCUCUUUAGGCCUCGCUGGAAAAAAAAAAUUGUCUAUCCAAACAUCACCCAAAGACAUCCUGCCAGCAGUGUCGGACAGUCUGGUCAAUCUAAUCCUAGUUUUGGAACUGCCAAGAAGUUGGGUGCUACUGCUACUUGUGUGAAAAUACGCUGCUUAUGUGUUUCCAUGAAGGACCGCAAGUCAAUUGAGCUGUUAUAUGCCAUCAUCAUCUAGAGGUUAUCUUGACCUGGGGUCCAAUGACCAUUCAGUUUAUGCAUAUCUUUGGGCCUCCCUGGAAAAAAAAAAAAAAAUUCCUAUCCAAACACCACCCUAAGACAUCCCGUCAACAGUGUCAGACAGUCUGGUCAAUCCAGUCCUAACUGGAUGAGACGCCAAUCUUUCCAAACUGCAGCAAAAGACCGUAUGGGUUGCAAGCUCCUCCUUGCCAUUGGCCCAGCCUAGGAGAUAGUGAAUCAAAAUGCGUCUGGGAUAAAAUGGUUGUCUAUGAAGCGUUCAUCAGUCAAUGUGGUUGCGAACAGACUUUUUAAACAGCUGUGUCUGAGAAUGUUUCCUCAUAUUUCCGAUCUUCGAUUCAUUCGACCAAAUAAUGAAUCAUUAUCAGUGGAUGUUGAAACUAGCAACCCGAUGGAAUGGAAGAUUCUUGAGAGGGAUCAUAAAGCUUAUGCUUCUCUAAUUCAGGCCUUCACAAAGUCUAAAGAUAAUCCAAAGGAUUGCAUAGCGUGUGUAAUUGGUGCUUCCAGCACAGAUCGUGAUCCAGAAGAAAGUGUAGUUCAUACUCUUUUUCCUAUCGACAGAUAUAUGUGGGGAGGCUCAUACUGGUCAAGUAAAGGACAGACCAACCCUGAUGUGCCUGAGACGUUAAUAUACAAAUUAAUUUCUGAUGUUUGUGUUGUUACUGAAAUUGAUAUACGACCUUUUGCUGUCUAUUGGGAGCCUGGAAGUCCCGUUUACUCAGCGAAGUCUGUGCGAUUCCGAAUGGGUCAUCUCAAAUCCCCAAGGAAGAAUGGGAUAGAUUUCUGGCAUUUACCGUUGCAACAACCUGCUGAAGACAAGUUUAUAUGGUCAUACACUUCACCAGAGUUCCCAAUGACACAGGAAAAUCAUCUGCAGCAAUUCAAGCUACCAGAACCUGUUCUUUGCAUUGGUGGAUGUUUGCAGAUCGAACUGUUGGGGAGGGCUCAGAGAGAAGAAAUCGACGGAUUAUUCUAUAUAUGUGUGUGUUAUGUUCGGGUUCUGGGACGUCCCCUGAGUCCUGCAUUUGAAUUACAGGGCCUUGAAAAAUCUGGAGACUUGCAACUGAAGUAUAAUCCUGAGGCUUUCCAUUCUGUUCUGAAAAGUUUUUCUCAUGAAGAGGAGACGGAUACAGCUGAACCAGAAGAAGGGGCACGGUGGGAGCACGUCCGUCAACUGGAGAAUUUGUUGCAGAUACAGAGUAUCCCCAGCCAUCAAUUUGUAUGGAAUGAUGAUGAGGAUUAAUUGGAUGAAUAUCUCAUUCUGCAAUAUAGUUACAUCUGUAUUGACUGGAUAAAUAUUAUGUCACACCCAUCUGAUUUAAUAAAAUAUCGACGCUCUUCUAUGAUAAUGAAACCUACGAAUGCAUUCAGUUUUGGCAA
Messenger RNA from Olea europaea var. sylvestris, 2056 nucleotides. RefSeq names its product F-box protein At4g00755-like. The record is from RefSeq and is a predicted model, not a curated record. Gene Ontology annotation, molecular function: protein binding. The transcript has 5 exons. Lineage: Eukaryota; Viridiplantae; Streptophyta; Magnoliopsida; Lamiales; Oleaceae. The coding region runs from base 927 to 1919 and encodes 330 amino acids.